Molecule: messenger RNA, 835 nt
Organism: Paramecium octaurelia
Lineage: Eukaryota; Ciliophora; Oligohymenophorea; Peniculida; Parameciidae
Source: the annotation of a GenBank genome assembly
AAUGGACUUUACUGCUGUUAAUCGAUCUCCACUAAACACUAGCAAAACUAAAUAAAUGUAUACUUUCUCGAAGGCCAAACGUUGGGUCGAUCCCAAAGACAACAUGUUACCAUUCCUUAAUUCACAUUUAGUUGCCCUCCAAUUUAUCAGUUACCUACUACUUUGAGUAAGAGAGCAGCUGGAAUAGGCUAUGGCAAGAAGAUGAACGUAACCCAGGAAAUAGUUUCGCCAGCUCCCAACUCUUAUUCAAUUCAAACCACUAGGGAACAUGGUUGGACCAUGGGAUUGGGCAGAGAUGUAACUCUAUUGAGCCGAAUUUAAGCGCGCAAAUAAAUUCGAGAGCAUCUUCUUGGGCUUAGUCUAAAAGACACCUGGACCAGGAUCAUACAAUUAUAAGGAAACCAAGUCUAAAGUUCGUUACAGCAUGAGACAACGAUUGAAUAGCAGAGCCAGCAAAGAUCGAAAACCUGGACCGUAUUCCUAUGAACCUAUUCUAGAGGCGAUUAUGACUUACCGAGCAGCAUAAACAGUCGAGGCAAGUAUGCCGUCAGUUAAUAUCGCGAGUACUGUGUGUUUCUAUAGAAUCACUAGUUCAGGAGCCGUCGUUCUUUCCCCUCCCAAAGUCCAAUCAGAUAGAAAAAUACGGGAUAACACUCCAGGACCAGGGACAUACAAAGAAACAGACAAUCUGGAUCCCUUGGGUAGUUACUUUUGUUCCAAAUUUGGUGCAAGCAAAUGUAACGUAUUUCCAAGAGCCUAACGGAUACUAUCAGAAAACAGAGAGGGAUCGCCUGGACCUGGCUAAUAUAAGUUGCCUUCCGAUUUCGGUUGUUGA